CGCGCGGGGUCUUUGAGCAUGCUCGAGAUCGAUGUCGGCUGCCGCCGCUGUUGAUUUACAUUCGAAAGGAUCCGAUCCCGUGUGAGACCGGCUUGAGGGAUGUCGCUGGAGGAGCAGCAGGGGAGGGCGCCCCUGGUGCGCUCCCACUACUCCAUGGACUCGGGCCACGAGAGCAGCUACGGCUCCGUGAGGACUGUCGACUCGGAGGCCGCCCGUGAGGCCUGGGCCCGCCACCCGUACUACAGCAGCCAGGAGGAGGCCCGGAGGGCCGCCCAGCCGACCUCGUCCGCCCACAGGGUCGAAGCCAAGGGCUCGCGCUCGUCCAAGACGCACAAGAAGCAUCGCAAGAGCAGCAAGCAAGGCUCGACUGGCAGUAAGGGCGCAGCCAGGGCAGCGGCUGUGGGAGACGGCGCGUCCUCCAUCCCGGACAAGACCACACUGAAGCACCAGAUCGACCAGAACCGCGACGCCAUGAUGAUGAAGCAGAAGCAACUCCAGAAGAAGCAGCAGGAAUACGCCCGCUACCGCGCUCUCAGUGCCGCGGGACCACCAUCUUACGCGGCCAUGAUAGUCGUCUGCAUCUGGAUCACCCUGGUGGCUGGCUUCUCCAUCCUGGCGUUCGGCUGGCUGUUCAGCGUGUUCGUCCAGGCCACACCGUUCUUCUAUGUCUCCCUGGGCACGGGCUCGAGCCUCGUGCUCCUCGGGGCCUUCCUCACAAUCUUCCGUAGCAAGCCUGCCAGCUCCGCCUUCGGCUUUUAAGCACGUCGACGCCGAGAGAACGGACGAACGAGCCUGUGCGCUACCAUGGACCCGUUUCCCUGAUACCCCAGUCCCACUAUAAAGCAGCAAACAAUACAAUCAGCACCGACAGGUCUCAAGC
Molecule: messenger RNA, 880 nt
Organism: Ixodes scapularis (black-legged tick)
Lineage: Eukaryota; Metazoa; Arthropoda; Arachnida; Ixodida; Ixodidae
Exons: 4
Coding region: 100-759 (219 amino acids)
Source: RefSeq, a predicted model, not a curated record